This is a messenger RNA of Ectocarpus sp. CCAP 1310/34, 3550 nucleotides long. The record is from the annotation of a GenBank genome assembly. Lineage: Eukaryota; Phaeophyceae; Ectocarpales; Ectocarpaceae.
GGGGGGGGGAUGGAGAUGGACGAGGCGGAUGUCGACAGUUCCCGGCAGCACUGGGCGCCAGAGGACGACGACCAGGAGGGUGAGGGUUCUUCGGUAGAACGGAAGCGGAAGCGGAACGGGGAGAGCUCGACGGCGACGUCCCCCGUUGACCCUGAGAAGGAGAAGGAGGAGGCCAGAAACGGGCAGUGGGCGGGGGGAGCGGGCUUGGCGGGUACGCCGAGCCAGGCGAAGAAGACCGGGGUCUCCUCCUCCUCCUCCAGCGGCGGCGGCGGCAGCGCCAGCAACGAAACGAUGGUAAAGGAGGCGUCAAGUCACGAUGAUGGUAGCACCGCGAAGAUGGCGACGGCGGCGAUGGCUACGGCGUGUCCUGCUGCUCAGGGUGCGUCUCAUGACUCCGGGGGGGAUUCUUCUGGCACGGCGUCGUUUGCCGGAUGGGCAUCCUCCUCAGGUGGUGCCCCCAAUGCCACUGCAGCAGCCUUGGCGAAGUUUGCAGCGGCCGCCGCAGCGAGUACCGGCGGACUGGCGGGGGGAGAGGGGGGAGGGUCCAAGCGGGGCAGCAACAGCAGGCAGUACUGGGCGGCUGGGACGGGGUAUGGGCACAGCGGCGCGGCGGGAGAAAAGUGGGACGUGGACGCGUACCUCGCGGCGCAGAGGGAGCAGGAUCGGCUCAAGGAAAAUCUGCUGCAGGAAAUCGCGUACCUGAUGAGACCCGACGAACGGCAUGCCUUCCCGGAGUUUGCCGCGUUGAAGAGAAAGUCCGCGCUCCAGACCCCGCCGCCGCCGCCGCCUGCUGGAGCCUCGAAUCCAGAGGAAGAGUUGGAGGAGGAGGAGGGGGAUGGGGAGGGUGCCGUUGCCGCAGCCGGCAAACGAAAAGGGAAAGGCAAGGCCCGAGGGCAGGUGGGGAGAGGCGAAGAAGCAGCAGGGGUUUCCGCUUCCCCGGCGGAGGCGAACGGAAUUGGGCCUGGAGACGGGGCGGGGGGCGGGGGAGGGGGGGGAGAGGGGGGUCCCGCGGAAGAACGCAUCGACCCCAGCGGGAGAAAGAGAAAAAAACUCACGUUUGCUAUGGAGGAGUACCGGGUGGACAGCGUGAACUCGAGCCUGAGGGUAUUGGAAGAGUCGUGUCUGGUUCCGUUCCUGCAGCAGCUUCUGGAGAACGACUCGCUCCUCGACGUCGACAGGCACGCCGCCCUCUACACCUCCGUCUUCAAGUUGGUUCGGUGCAUCGCGUCCUGGCGAUCCCUCCAUCCCCUUCUUGGACCGAUGAAGGGGCAGAAGCCACGCCGCAGCCUCUACCGGCUCCUUAGCAAGCUGGGGGACCGGGCCAAGGUCUACCAAUCGACGACGUCGAAAGGGAGGCAGGGCAAAGGGGGCGACAAUGCCAAGGCCAACGCUAAGGGGAACGACGUAAAGACCAAGCCAACGGCUGGAGGACCGCCGGUCCCGGCAAGUCAAGAGUCUUCCUCCUCGUCUUCCCAGUCGGGGAAAACGAUGGGCUUUGCUCUCCCUCUCGGUGUGUCCUCCAAGAAGGCUCCCGGCGCUGAUGAGGCCGCCGCCCGCACGGGCGGUGUUGGCGACGAUGACGACGAUGGGGCCCUCACGGACCUGCUUCUUGCCGCAGUCCAAGACGUAAAGGACGUGGUGGACGCUUCGUUCGUGGAAGAGCUCGAGAACGCCUCCAUCACCAGACCCAUGGAAACCAGGGGGAACGGGAAGGGCAAGGGGGGACCGACGGGGGGACCAACGACGCGAUCGUCCACGGCGGCGACAGCUGGGCCUGGCGGAUCGGCGGCAACGGCAAGAGGCCGAGGCAGCAAAGGUAGUUCCUCAAGGAGGGGAGGGGGGCGGGGGAGCGGGACUCCGUCGCCCGCCGGAAACAGGUCGGGAGAGGGGGAGGGGGAGGGGGAAGACGAGUGGCACCGAUAUCGAGAGACUAUGGCCCCUCUCCAGUACGUGGAAGUUGAAGAUUUGGUCGGUUUUUGCUUCAAGGCGGAGUCUUCGAAGACCGCCAACAGAGGGAACCCUCAGAGAGUGAAGCGGUUGGGCCAGGAGCAUGCGGAUCUGAGCCAAAGCCUGCCGCUUUCUCUGUCUUCGUCCGUGUUUGUGAGGACUCACGAGGACCAGAUGGACUGGAUGCAGGUUAUGAUUUCCGGUCCGGAUGACACCCCCUACUCGGGGGGGCUGUUCGCCUUCGAUAUCUUCUUCCCGCACAACUAUCCUCAGACCCCGCCCAAGGUCAAGCUCAUGACCACGGGGGGCGGCACCCACCGCUUCAACCCCAACCUCUACGCCGAUGGCAAGGUGUGCCUCUCUCUUUUAGGAACUUGGGACGGGGACCGGGGGGAGAGCUGGAACGCCCAGACGUCCACGUUGCUACAGGUGCUGGUGUCGAUUCAGUCGCUCAUCUUCGUGCCACAGCCCUUCUUCAACGAGCCGGGGUACGAGAGACAACUUGGCACGGAGCUAGGGAAGACGCAAUCCUGGGACUACAACGCCAAACAGAGAGAGGGCACGCUUAAGCUGGCGAUGCUGCAGAUGCUGCAGAUGCCACCCGCUGGGUUCGAGUCUGUCGUGAGGGGACACUUCUACCUGCGACGGAAGUACUUGGAAGGGCUGGUGGCGCAGUACAUCUCGGAGGCAACGGCCAGGCAGGGAAGCGGGCAGCACCUCAAGAGGCUGCAGGCCCUAGCCACCCAGCUGCAGGAGCAAUUCGCGACGCUUCAGCCGCCCACCGCUAGCUAGCCAGCCGCCCACCGGCGGGAGGGAGCAAGGCGUGGCUUGGCGUGGGGCAGCCGCGGGAAUGGGGGGGGAGUCAGCAUCUGUCAUCUUAGCCGUCGGGUGCGCCUUGACGUCGACGGCCUUAUUCUAGAGUAGCACCAUCGUACCUCCCCUACACGCGAUGACUGCUGUGCUCGUAGGUCCAAUCACGUGCUGGCUUCCGAAGCGGAGACCAUCAGAGCCUCGCCAGAAGUUCGGUGGAACACGGUGGAACACCGGCAACCGUAUGGCUACCAAGAGGAAGCUUCUUUGUGUUUAGACAGUUCCUUGCGGCGAGGGACAACGAGGGAUCGCGUCGUGUUGGACUACACCAGCGAGAGAGCAUGGUUGUGGUAUGUAGUCGGGGCUGUCGGCACCACACGUGUGGUCUGGUCUCGAACCAAAGCCGGCAGUAGGCCGAGCCCCUUGAGCAGCAGCGGUAGUAGAAUAGUCUGAACUGCGAAGCGUAUAUGUAUGUCGCCACGAUUCUUGCCUGCCAUUCAGCGCUAGGGUCCUGUGUGCCCUUUUGUUCAUGCACGGCCGCAGGCUUCAGCCGCAUGAGAGACCCUCGCUCUCAUCCCUCCUAAGCAUUAUGAGCAACCCUCACUUUCAUCCCUGCAGAGAAAGCCGUGGCAGAAGGUGGCGAAUCUUGACCUACUAGUGGCAGCGUAGGAAGGGGUAGAAUUGGUACCGUCGCUGAAGGACGGGGUUUCGAGUUGGAUUGGAUCGGUUCGUGGGAGGCAUGGUAGCCUCUGGGCACGCUAAUGCUGUGAUGGACAUCGCGUAUCGAUUUGCC